CAUGCAGAAACCAGAAUAAGUGAUGCAAGAUUUUGCUAAUCUAUUGGAUAAAUGUAAUUCAAUUUCUAUAAAAUCUUAGAUAGAAAUGAUCCUGAAGCUUGGUCUUAAAUUUAUAAGGUUAUAAAUUAUAAGCCAACUUAAAACAUUCCUAAAGGAUAAUCGUUAGACCCAGAAAAAAUUCGAGAGUUCCUUAGAUUAGGUAAACCAGGAACUUAAGAAUUUGAUCCUUAUGAUGAUAUGAUUUACUUUGAUGAUAAUAAGGUCAAAGAAAUAGUUUUAAGAUAAAACUUUUUGAUUGCAAAAGGUUAAUUGUGAUUAUAUAAUUAUUUAGGAUACUUUGAUCCAAAGGCAUACUUUCCAUCAAUUAAUUUAAGUAGUUUAGAUGAUACAUCAUUUGAUGAGAAAAUCAAAGGUAUAAUGAUUUAUAAUAAUAAUUAAGAAAUGCUUAAAAUACCAGAUUAAGGUGAUAAGAAAAUUUGAA
Molecule: messenger RNA, 481 nt
Organism: Paramecium pentaurelia
Lineage: Eukaryota; Ciliophora; Oligohymenophorea; Peniculida; Parameciidae
Source: the annotation of a GenBank genome assembly